CUGAAUUAUGAGAAGAGUAUAAUCAGCUGCACCUAAUCUUGGUAAUAAUUUAAUUCAACUUUCUAGAAUUUACUAUGGAAGAUAUGUUUAAAAUUGCUACAAAAUAAACUUCUACUUUUGGAAUUGAAGGAUAUGAAGUAGCAAAAAAAUAUGCAGACCCUCUUAAACAAAUGGAAGAUCGUAAAUUUGCUACAUAAAAGAAAGGUAAACAAUUUUAGACUUGCAUUAAAAUAAAGGUUAAAAAAAUUUAGGUUACGUUACAAGAAGAGGUCAUUAUUUAGAAGAUUAAAAACGAAUUUAUGAAAAACUUCCUGCUCCAAAUAAAUAUGAUAUUGUUAAACCUUGGGUGAUUCCUCUUUAAAUUGCUAGAUCAAAGUCUGCUCCACCUAAACGGUCAGUUUCUUAUAUUUAUUUUAAUUAAUAGAUCUACAUUUAUUGAUUAAAUCUUUAAAGAAGCUAAAUUAAGAGCUGUACCAGGCUCAGGAAAAUAUAACAUAAUACAACCAUUAGAAGAUGUAUUAAAAUAAGUAGAAGAAUAAAAAAAAAAGAAAAUAGAGUUAAUAUUAUAUUAAUUUCUAGAGCUUUUGAAAGACCUACUUAUCUUAAUGAAAUUUAACAUUUAGCUAUUGUUAAUCCAGGACCUGGAAAUUAUAAUCCCAGAGUUUAUUUUAUUAUUAAUUUAUUUAGCCUAUUUCUAAAAAAUUAAAAAAAAAUGAAACAAAACCAGCUGAUUUUAUUACAAAAGAUAAAGAACUUGCUAAAAAAAGAGGAAAAUCAGCUUUACCUGAUAUUGGUUCAUAUAAUCCUGAACCCUUAAAUUUUACUACCUUCAAUAAAUUAUAAACUUAAACUAAAAGAAAAGAUAAAAUUGAUAGAAAUGUAAUUAUUAAUCUAUUCUUAUCAAGACAUUUGGAAAAGAUAUCAGAUUUAAAGAUCCAAAGAAAAGUAAAUCUAAAUAAAUUCUAUUACCUGGACCUGGAUAAUAUCCUAUGAUCGUCUAAUGGGCUGGAAAAGAAUAAGAUAAAAAUAAAACUAAAUAAAAAACUUAUAUGCAAGCUAUCACUAAAGGAUGUGAACGUUCCAUUUAUUAUUGA
Molecule: messenger RNA, 1094 nt
Organism: Paramecium sonneborni
Lineage: Eukaryota; Ciliophora; Oligohymenophorea; Peniculida; Parameciidae
Source: the annotation of a GenBank genome assembly